Messenger RNA from Dipodomys spectabilis (banner-tailed kangaroo rat), 979 nucleotides. Its product is annotated as putative vomeronasal receptor-like protein 4. The transcript has a single exon. Bases 71 to 979 code for a protein of 302 amino acids. Gene Ontology annotation, biological process: G protein-coupled receptor signaling pathway. Gene Ontology annotation, molecular function: pheromone receptor activity. NCBI's taxonomy places the organism in Eukaryota, Metazoa, Chordata, Mammalia, Rodentia, Heteromyidae. Gene Ontology annotation, cellular component: membrane. The record is from RefSeq and is a predicted model, not a curated record.
CCUGAACUAUGUCAUCUUUACUUGAUUGUGCUUCUCAAAAGGCUUUUCCCGAUCCUGUAUAUGAAAUCAGAUGAUUUGGAGUAACCUCAUUCAAAGGAUAAUCUUCUAUAUGCUUACUGGACCUGGAAUUUUAGGAAACAUCUUUGUACUUGUGAAACAUGUAUAUAUUGUCAUUAUGGGUCCUGAAAAAAAGAAACCCAUAUGCAUUAUUCACAUUCACCUGGUUUUUUCAAAUAUAAUCAUUAUUUGUAGCAUAGGGGCCAGAGGAAUAUUAGCCACAGAUCUUUGUUCCAUAAACUUCCUAGGUGAUGUUGGUUACAAAACUGUGAUUUAUAUGGAAAAACUAGCUCGAGGCCUUUCCGUCUGCACCACCUGUCUCCUCACCAUGGUCCAGGCCAUUACUAUCAGUCCAAGAACCACUCAGUGGAGAAAGCUCAAACCACAGGCUGCAUGGCAAGUUCUCCCCUAUCUUCUCAUCUUUUGGGUCUGGAACUCUCUGAUAAGCUCCUAUUUGUUCCUCUACAUGACAUCACUCAAUAGCAUGAACAGCUCCAGAAUUGAAAUACAUGUUAGGUAUUGUCAUAUGCAUCAAUCUAAGCAUGUGGUUAGGUGGCUUUUCCUCUCCCUCAUGACUCUUCAGGAUGUGAUCUUUCAGAGUCUCAUGGGCUGGAACAGUGGGUACAUGGCUUUCCAUCUGUAUAACCAUCACAAGCGAGUCCUCUACCUUCAUAACUCCAGGUUCACACACAAUUCCAGCCCAGAAAUCAGAGCCACUCUAAGGACUCUCAUUCUCUUGACCUAUUUUCUUUUUUUUUAUUUGGCAGAUUUCAUUUCCACAAUAUAUAUAGGUUCUAUCAUGACACAUGACUGCACAGUACUAAAUACCAAGGUAUUUCUAGUCCUUGGGUAUGCUGGUCUCAGUCCCUUCAUCUUGAUCAUCAGGGACGCACAGGCUGCUAAAUACUGGACUGUUCACUGA